This is a messenger RNA of Pteronotus mesoamericanus, 3762 nucleotides long. It is a transcript of the gene UEVLD, whose product is annotated as UEV and lactate/malate dehyrogenase domains. Lineage: Eukaryota; Metazoa; Chordata; Mammalia; Chiroptera; Mormoopidae. The transcript is spliced from 12 exons. Gene Ontology annotation, biological process: protein modification process; lactate metabolic process; protein transport. Bases 67 to 1482 code for a protein of 471 amino acids. Gene Ontology annotation, molecular function: L-lactate dehydrogenase (NAD+) activity. The record is from RefSeq and is a predicted model, not a curated record.
AGAGCCGGUGCCAAAGGAGGUCCAGGGGCUGGGGUCGCGGAACCUGACUCGGGAACCUGGCUGGAGAUGGAAUUCGACUGCGAGGGUCUGAGACGGCUGCUUUGCAAGUACAAGUUCAGGGAUCUAACUGUGGAAGAACUAAAGAAUGUCAAUAUGUUUUUCCCACAUUUCAGAUAUUCCAUGGACACCUAUGUUUUCAAAGAUGAUUCACAGAAAGACUUGCUGAAUUUCACUGGUACUAUUCCUGUCAUGUAUCAGGGUAAUACAUAUAACAUACCAAUUCGUUUGUGGAUUUUGGAUUCUCACCCUUUUGCUCCCCCCAUUUGCUUCUUAAAGCCAACUGCAAAUAUGGAAAUCUCAGUUGGAAAACAUGUGGAUGCUCAAGGCAGAAUAUACUUGCCCUACCUCCAAAACUGGAGCCAUCCUAAAUCUGUCAUUGUAGGAUUAAUUAAAGAAAUGAUUGCCAAAUUUCAAGAGGAACUUCCCCUGUAUUCUCUCUCACAAUCUGAUGCGGCACGGCAAGUGGAUUUGCUAGCCUAUAUUGCAAAAAUCACUGAAGGUGUCUCAGACAUAAAUUCAAAGAACUGGGCAAAUCAUGAGAACAAAACAGUAAAUAAAAUUACUGUGGUUGGAGGUGGAGAACUAGGGAUUGCGUGCACAUUAGCAAUUUCAGCAAAGGGCCUUGCAGACAGACUUGUCCUCUUAGACCUCUCAGAAGGGACUAAAGGAGGGAUGAUGGAUCUUAAUAUCUUCAACCUGCCUAAUGUGGAGAUCAGCAAAGAUCUGUCUGCCUCUGCUCAUUCCAAGGUGGUCAUCUUCACAGUUAACUCUUUGGGUAGUUCUCAGUCCUACCUUGAAGUGGUGCAGAGAAACGUGGAUAUGUUCAGAUCCCUUGUGCCAGCUCUGGGACAUUAUAGUCACAACGGUGUCCUGCUUAUUGCAUCUCAACCAGUGGAAAUCAUGACCUAUGUGACAUGGAAACUGAGUGCAUUUCCUGCAAAUAGAGUGAUUGGAAUCGGAUGCAAUCUGGAUUCACAGAGAUUACAAUAUAUUAUUACAAAUGUUUUGAAAGCACAAACUUCAGGAAAACAAGUAUGGGUUAUUGGUGAGCAGGGAGAAGACAAAGUGACCAGAUGGGGUGGCCAAGAAGAAGUAAUGAAUCAUAACUCUCAGGUGCAGCUGACCAGCAGAGCCAUGGAAUUAUUAAGGGGAAAAGGUCAAAGAUCCUGGUCUGUUGGACUGUCAGUAGCUGACAUGGUUGACAGUCUUGUAAAUGAUAAAAAGAAAGUGCAUUCUGUUUCAAUUUUAGCAAAGGGAUAUUAUGAUAUAAAUAGUGAAGUGUUUUUAAGUUUGCCUUGCAUCCUCGGAACCAAUGGGGUAUCUGAAGUCAUCAAAAGCACAGUGAAAGAAGACAGAGUGACUGAGAAGCUCCAAAGCAGCGCAUCAUCGCUCCAUGCUCUCCAACAACAGUUAAAACUUUGAGUCUCAACUUCAGAGUUGUCUGAAAGGAAAGGUUAUUUAAUUUUGCCAACACAUAUAGGAUUGAGAAAUUCUGUAUCUUAUUACUUAUCCUUAUCAACUGCUUGGUCAAGGUAGAUAGUUUAUUGGUUAGUUUUGUAAUUUUAAUUCUUAGAGAGUUAGAUAAGGAGAGGGAAAAAUCCAAUUUUCUUGUUCUAGGGAUCUAUAUGGUUCUUUAAACCUGUAGCAGAGGUAAACACUACCUGUAAUAUGCACAACAUAAAAAACUAUGUAUCCUCAACUAAGAGCACAUUCAGCACUUCGGAAAUAUUUUGAAAGUAAUACAUUUUUAGAAGAAAAUUAUUCUUUGACAGUUACAGUAAACAUGAUGAGCUGAAAAGCCCAGUAUGGAUUUAUGAAAUCUGUCCUAGGUAUACAUUCAAAGGAUCCACAAUUUAAGGUAUGGUUCCUUCUUUACAAUACAGUUGGUAGUAAUGGUAAUAAAGCAUUUGGUUUUCCCUCUUCAAUAAAUGAGCUACCAAAAUAUGGAAAAGAAUUUUACAUAUACUUUAAAAUAGUAAAGGGGAAAAUUAAAUUUUCUUAAUAUAUGAAGACAAGGUAUAGUUUAACUUCCAGGGGGACUGUCCCUUUUGAAAUUUUCUAUCCUCUCUUUCUGGGCAAUAUCAGAUCUCUAACAUCUCAUAAACUCACUGUAACAUUAGUAGAAUCAUAGAGAAAUGCGUAUUUUCAGUGAAAACAGAUUGUGAAUGAAAGCCAAGCAGUUUACUUUAACCCUAAAAUACGAGGGGGAGAGGUUGGAUGGACUGAUUAUUCUGAGCAGAUCCUUGAACGACUUCUAAAGAAAUGAUCAGAGUACAUCCACUUUGAUGGUGCGUCAAUAACAGUAUCUUCAUAUGUGACAGAUAGCAUAUUAUUACUAAGGUGGCAUGCAACUAAUAGUAACAACUAACAUCAAGACUUCAUAUAUUUCAGGCAGUGUGAUGAGCACAUUAUUAUUUUAUUGAAUCCCCAACAAUAACCCAUCGAGGUAGGGACUAUUAUCAUCGUGUUAUAGAGGAAGAAAUUGAGUUUCAGUGACCAAGAGCUCAUGGUUAAAGGGCACUUAUCCAUAUAACUCCUACUUUUUCUAAGUACUAGAAGAGGGUAAAGGCCUAAUAGCCAAAAUAGUCACCACCAGACCCUAAAGCUGGGGUUCUGUACUGCCCCCUUGUCAUGUAGGAGAGGACUCUUUUUCCAACAUAGUUUUUAGAAAGAUUAAUUCCCGGACUUCCCAGGCUUGCCCUCAGCAAAUAGCAGAGAGGGGUAUCCACUGAGGUAUGUGUUUAUUUGGUCAUUCAGGUAGUAUUGACAGGGAGCCUACUGUACACCAGGUACUGCAUUUUUAGCUACUGCAGAUACAGUGAUGAGCAAACUUGGACUAGGUACAAGCCCUUAUGUUUCUUAUAAUUUAGUAUGGGAGACAUAAUAAUCAAAUGUCACAAAUACCUGUACAAUUGAAAAUGUAAUAAGUACUAUGAAGAAGUCCAGGCAUUUUGAAAGCAUAUCAUAAGUGAAUCCAUACCUGGGCACAGAGAUAGGAGCCCAGUGGUUUACAAGGGCAGACACACCCUCGUUAGAGAGGAAAUGGUCACACUAAUGUUGAUUUAGUAUAACAGGUACUUAUAAUGAUAAGUUUAAAUCAUUAUGGAAAGGUGAAAUUAUAUUGUGUUUUAUGUUUAAGAAGGUAGGAAAGUAUUUCAUAUGCUUGGAAGGAUUCCCACCAGAAUUAAGUAGUAUAAAAACCUUAGACAUUUGAAGAGAUGAGCAUUAGCUCUGUGUAAGCUCACUCAAGGGAUAGAUUAUUUUGCUGUUACUCCAAAAAUGUAUCUUCAUUGCCUAUUUGCAUGAGAUAGGAAAGUAAAACUGAAAGAACAAAUCUUGUGUUUUUUAGAAACACAACUAGCCUUUUUUAAUAUCAGAUAUCUAAUGAGAAAUUAGAUAAUUUCUAAUAACUACUAUGCUCUUAAUAACCCAACUAUAAGAUAUUAUAUUAUAAAUGAAUUGCCAAUAAUUCACUACAUUAAUUAUAAAAGAAACAUGUCAAUAUAACAUUCUUAUUGAACGUCUGUUGUUCGAAGUACUGUUAGAAUAUGAGGAUUCAAUGGUAAGAGCUCUUGCCCUAGAAGCCCACAAUAUAGAAGUAAUUCUAUCAGAUAGCUCCUUGUAUCAGGUAGUUCCUUGAGUGUUGAAUAUUACCAGCCAUGUUGUACAUAUUCCAUAUACAAGUCAAGAAGCAGUACUGCC